GAAAGGCUAAAGGAGGUGAAAUUGUGAAUUUGAUUGAACGAGCGUAAGAGCGGGCUCCAGCUUAGAGUGGUGUGCUUUCUUUUAUAAGUUUGCACUUAAGUCAGUUAAUCUCUUUUACCCGUUUGACUCCCUGCGGAGCUUUCGGGGUAAAUCGCCUCCCGUAAGUUAACCGGAAUUUUGGAGCCAUCGGGAUUUAUAUAAGCAGAACAGUGGCACCGUGUGUCAUCACUACGGCGGAAACACGGUGUUCACCGUGUCCUUGACAGAUGGCGCCAUCGCUUUGUUGCAGUAGAAUCCAGAUGUUUGCUGUGGCGUUACCGCAGGCGACGCCUAAUUCGGAUUUAUGGUGGACUAAACUGCGCAGGACGGCCAAGUGAGAUGCACGCCCUGCUGGCGACGUACCUGGCCUUGUACAGCGUCGGGGCGGGUGCGACGACGCCUCCCCCUGUGGGAGGAUACCAUUCCUCGGACUCCGGUGUGCACUGCGGACAACUGAUAGAAGCGGCGUCGACAUGCUUGGACAACGAACACGAAGCCGACACAGAGCACUACAGGUAUCAGCUAAGCGACGCCCACGCUAGGACGGAACUGCGCAGCUGCGUGCAGGUUGAGUUCGACAAAGCCAGAGCUGCGAACCGGUCUUGUUCGGUUCGGUCCUUCACCGACUGCCUAACUGAAGCACUGGGUGACAAAACGAACAAGGAACACGAAGCCGGUGCAAAGGACUUCGCUGAAAAAAUAACGCUCUGCAUGCGGCAGAAGUUGACACAAGUUCGCGCACGGGCCUACUUCGAACUGUUGACUACGGUGCUGGCGGGACACGGCGACACUGAACACAAAACGGAGAUGCCCUUCGAGAUGCCCCUCAAGAUGACCACGUCGGGCCGGACUUUAUAGGCAUUGUGUACUUCCAUGGCACCCUCUGCAUCCCGCGCUUUUGAUUGCUUGAAAAAUAAAAAAGCAAAAAAAAACAUGA
Molecule: messenger RNA, 976 nt
Organism: Dermacentor albipictus
Lineage: Eukaryota; Metazoa; Arthropoda; Arachnida; Ixodida; Ixodidae
Source: RefSeq, a predicted model, not a curated record